UUUAAUUCAAAGUGUUAUACUUUUUAUGUUAAUUUUGUACCUAAUAUUUGUAUUACAUCCUACCAUACUCAUCUUAUGUCAAAUUACAAAAACUUUAGUGAAUCAUUUGGGACAUGCAAUAUAUGUUAAAUUCAACACAAAUUUUUCAAUGCAUAAAGAGAUUAUGCAAUAUAUACAUGAGCGUAUAAAUAAACUCUCAUAAAGAGGCAUGAUCUCUUUUGCUUUUAGUAGGCGCGACAUUCUACCGCGUCUCUUGAUUUACAAGUAUAUUGAAAAUUUCUAAUUUGAUUAAAUCAAAGUGCCGCCCUCAUGUAUAUAAUUUUAAGACAUAAAAAAUAAACUAUAAUUUUAGUCCAAAUAUAAAAUGAAAUGUAUGGCAGGCAUUAAAUUAACAAACAUUUCCAAUGAUAAGACUCUAGAUGAAAACAAAUUUUUCUGGAAUAUUUUUUCUUAUAAAUUUCCUGUUAGAUAAUAUCUCAUGUUACAAUAAGUCAUGCAUCUUAUAUGAGUUAUAUUUUUAUCUUAAUUUCAAUUCUACAAAUUGCUAAUUUAUUUGAUAUAUCAGCAAAAUAUUAUAUUUGUACCGUAGUCAAUAAAUGAUAACGUUGCUAUGGUACGAAUUUAUAAUCAAACAAUAUUUUUUCCUUCAUUUGUAGAUUGCGCUCAGUCGUAAGCAGCAGAUAAGUUGUCGCAUAUAUAUUCGUGAUAACUUGCUUUCACAGACCAGUGAUAACAAAGUUUUUCAAGUUAAAGUCAGUUGAGCGAGAUUUUGAAUGUAACAAUCGAUUCCGUGAGCUAAGUUAUUAAACAUGUCUUUUAAAGAUUUGAAAGUGGAAUGCGUCGAGGAUGAACUGGCGACUGAACUAUCCGAAUUGUAUCCGAUUUUUAAACGCGGUUUCGUAAAAGUUGGUAAAAAGAAAUGGUUCCUGCCGUAUAGAUAUGUCGAGGACGGUGACAAGAUAUAUAAUUUUGAAGUUCGUCCAGAUGACACAUGGAUCAUUACCCAUCCUAGAUCAGGUACAACGAUGAUGCAAGAACUUGUAUGGCUAGUGGCGAAUGAGAUGAAUUUCGAUGAGGCAAAUCGAAGAUCUUUAACAGAGAGAUUUCCCUUUCUAGAAAUAGGAGUAAUGAUAGACCGCAAUGUUCCUGAUAGGAUUAAUGUUGAAAAAAAUAGCGUCGAUUUUGUGCGCGAACAACCUUCGCCGCGUUUCAUUAAGAGUCACAUGCCUUUCGAAUUGUUGCCGACAGUCGUAAAUAGCACUUGUAAGGUUAUUUAUGUUGCAAGAAAUCCAAGAGACGUGGUAGUAUCAUGGUACAAUUUCCAGAAAACCUUGAACAGUGUUCAAUUUCAAGGAACUUUCGAACAAUUUUGUAAUCAUUUUAUGAAUAAUCACAUAUAUUGGAGUCCAUAUUGGGAGCAUGUGAAGGAAGCUUGGACGAUGAGGCACAGAGCAAAUAUGAUGUUCCUGUUUUAUGAAGAUGUAAUAAAGGAUUUCUCAGGGAACAUAAAGAAAAUUGCUGCAUUCUUCGAUAAGACUUACAAUGAUGAACAAAUCGCUGGGUUAGUGGAGCAUUUAAAAAUAGAGAAUUUUCGAAAAAAUCCUAUGGUGAAUCAACCGAGUCCCAACAUGCAACCGGACAUGUUCAUCCGGCAAGGAAAGGUUGGAGGUUGGAAAGAAUGGUUCACGCCGGAGAUCGAGGAGAAAUUUAACAAAUGGAUCACUAACAAUUUAAAGGAUACAGAUUUGGCUUUUCCAAAUUAAAUCUGUUUCUCGAUAUAAAUAGUGAUAUUUACAAUUCAUGAACUUUUUGUACAACUUGAAACAUGAUACAAAUAAGCAAAGUUAGUAACCAAAGGUAUUUAAAGAAUUUAUGAUAUUGAUUUUUAUAUUGUUUAAUUGAAAAAAAUCUAUCGCUCUAAUUCAGCUGAAUUUACUAUUUUGUCUAUUUUCUUUUACUUUCCAGCUACUUUUAUUCAGUAUUAAAGAUGUGUCUUAUAACAAUAUAAUAUUAAUGAUUUUAUAAUAGUAUUAUAAUAAAAAUUUUAUGAAUA
Molecule: messenger RNA, 2053 nt
Organism: Solenopsis invicta (red fire ant)
Lineage: Eukaryota; Metazoa; Arthropoda; Insecta; Hymenoptera; Formicidae
Product: sulfotransferase 4A1
Exons: 6
Coding region: 810-1763 (317 amino acids)
Biological process (GO): sulfation
Cellular component (GO): cytoplasm
Molecular function (GO): sulfotransferase activity
Source: RefSeq, a predicted model, not a curated record